AUGAAGCUUUUGGAGUUGUUCAUAACUUCAUCGAAACCAGUGGUGGAGAUUCUGUUGAUAACAAUAGUUGGAGUUUAUAUGGCUCUCGAUGGCGUCAAUCUUCUCGGACAUGAUGCUCGCAAAUAUCUAAACAACAUUGUGUUCUAUGUGUUUAGUCCUUCGCUUAUUGGAAGCCGUUUAGCUGAUAGUGUUACAUAUGAAAGCUUGGUGAAAAUGUGGUUUAUGCCGGUUAAUGUUCUGCUCACAUUCCUCAUUGGUUCGUUGUUAGGCUUGGUUGUUGUUGUCAUCACUAAGCCUCCUUCUCAUCUUCGUGGUCUCAUUAUUUCUUGCUGUGCUGCUGGGAAUUUGGGAAAUAUGCCUUUAAUCAUUAUCCCAGCAAUCUGCAAAGAAAAAGAUGGUCCAUUUGGAGAUCCAGAGAGUUGCAAUAAAUAUGGAAUGGGUUAUGUUGCACUUUCCAUGGCUAUGGGAUCAGUUUACAUAUGGACUUACAUAUACAAUCUGAUGCGGGUACUAUCAUCAAACCCUCCGAGUGAAACACAACCUUCUAUUGAAUCAAACUACGACGACAGCUACAAAGUCCCAUUGAUUUCCUCCAAAGAAGAAGAAGACAACCUUAAGGUUUCGAAGUGGGAAAAAGUCAAGCGAAGACUAGCUUCACUGUCGGAGAAAGUCAACUUAAAGACAAUAUUUGCUCCAUCAACUAUUGCUGCGAUUAUUGCGCUUGUGGUUGGGCUGAUUAGUCCAUUAAGGAAGCUAAUAAUCGGCAACGUAGCUCCUCUCCGUGUGCUUCAAGACUCAGUAACCCUAGUCGGAGAUGGAGCCAUUCCUGCUAUGACACUGAUUAUUGGAGGAAACCUACUCAAAGGUAUGAGAAGUUCAGGGAUGAAAAAAUCUACCAUCAUCGGAGUUGUGGUUGCACGUUACAUUUUCCUGCCAAUAAGCGGUGUUUUGAUCGUUAGAGGAGCAUAUAAGUUGAAUCUGAUCACCUCAGAACCGUUGUAUCAAUUCGUUCUUCUUCUUCAGUAUGCUGUGCCACCAGCUAUGAAUCUAGGUACAAUAACACAGUUAUUUGGAGCUGGAGAGAGUGAAUGCUCAGUGAUUCUGCUUUGGACUUACGCUUUGGCUUCGAUUUCACUCACUGUUUGGCCUACGUUCUUCAUGUGGUUUGUGGCUUAA
Microthlaspi erraticum is the source of this 1176-nucleotide messenger RNA. The record is from the annotation of a GenBank genome assembly. Lineage: Eukaryota; Viridiplantae; Streptophyta; Magnoliopsida; Brassicales; Brassicaceae.